AUGAGUAUUCAAUUGGAUAUCAUAAUGAGGCCAGAGAUUCGAUUAGAUGCAAAAUGGCUUAAAACAGAUUUGAAACUUUUACUUUAUCGAGAUGGUUUAGCAGAACUUUGGAAUGAAAUGGUACGAGAUGGUGAAAUUGUGGGUUCUUUUAGCGAUGGCUUAGUUAAUGCAGCUGGCAUAAUAGCUAGGAAAGGUAAAAGUGGCCAUUAUUAUUGCAACAUGGGUGUAUUAAAAUGUUUUUGUUGCAAUGGAAUUUGUGGUCCACAACAAGGUUGCAAUUGUGGACCAUGUCAAAAAUUAGAUGAAGAAGAAGCAGCAAGAACAAGCUCAAAUCUAGAAAAAAGUGUAAUAGCUGAACAUAUAAUGGAUUCCUGGCUUUGGGGUUCGCAACCAUCUACUUGUGAUUUAACAACAUGUAUUAAUUUGCUAAUCAAGGAGCAAAGAAAAUUAUGCUAUGAAGUUGCAAACAGUACUUUGUCUGCUACACGAUUGAGACAACGUUUGGUUGUAGCACGACGAUAUUUUACGGCUCUGUCUCGUCAUAAACCACAGGAAAUUAAAGAUAAUUCAUCAGCACCGAAACCUACUACUAAGUUACAAAAAAUCGUAAGACCGAAUGAGAAGCCAACAUUGGGUUUAGCACGUGUGGGAUCUCGUGCAGCAUUAAAUUUUUCAUUUGCAUAUUUAAGACGAGCGUGGAGAUCUGGAGAAGAUAUAGAAUUUUGUAGUGAGCUUUUGUCUGAGUCGCUAGAAGCUUUACAAUCGUUACCCGAAGCUACGCUUUUCAAUGAAACUAAUGUUUCUCAAGUAUGGUUAGAAGUAGUGGAACGAUCAGCAAAAUUUUUGAGACAAGUUGUUACAGGGGAUAUAGUUAAUGAAAGAUCACGGUAUCCUAUUCCAAUAACUGAUCAGCAUACAGCUCUUUGUUUGUUACUAGAAUUAGUAACACAGAGAGCUACAUUGUCAAGUUUAUUAGAUUCAGUUUGUCUGUUACUUCAUUUAAGUAGUAAACAUAAGCAUCAAGAUAACCGGGUAAUGCCACCUGGGAGCACAGCACCAUUGAUACCACUGCUGAGACGGUUAAAUAUGAUACCAGCUUCUAAAUCAAGGCGAACAGACAUGAACUUUACACCAGGUCCUUGUGAAGUUUUACUCAAAUAUUUGAGACUUCCUGAAGAUGAUUCCACAUCUGUAGAUUUACGAAAAGCUGCGGUUAUAAUAAUGUGCAAUUUGAGUAGAUUAGCUACUCCUCUUCUACCUCCUAUUAUUACUGAUAGAUUUCAGAAAAAUCAGAAUCAAACGUUUCAAGAAGUUUUAGCUUGGGGAAGCGUAAAAUUUGGUAAUGGAUCCUCGCCAUUUUAUUGUGAUGCGAUUGCAGAGCUUGGCAUUAAACAGCUUUGUUGUACAGAGAGGGCUUUGAUGAUUCUUUCAAUAAACGGGAAUGUUUAUAUGAUGUAUUACGGUUCAGAAACCCAAUAUCUUCAAAGAGUGUAUGGAUUUUCAGAGAAGCCGGUUAUAAUGAUCGCUUCUCAUGCAGAUGGUAGCCACUAUUUGGCUUUAACACAAGAUAAUUCUGUUUAUUCAUGGGGGAAUGGUGAUGAUGGACAACUAGGUCAUGGAGACAGAGCAUGGUAUGAUGAACCAAAGCUAAUCGAGGCAUUAGCUGAGGAGAAUAUUGCAUUUAUAACGUGCGGAAGUACAUAUUCAGCAGCUCUUAGUUCGAACGGUGAAUUAUACACUUGGGGAAGAGGGAGUUACGGAAGAUUGGGUCAUGGACAUAUAAACAAUGUUCCGAUUCCCGUAUUAGUGACUGCUCUAAAUGGACAUAUGGUUGUAUAUGUGGCAUGUGGAAGUGGAGAUUCUCAAACGUUAUGCGUUACAGCGUCGGGUAUAGUAUUCUCUUGGGGUGAUGGUAAUUAUGGUAAGCUUGGUAGAGGGAGUUGUAAUGGAUCUAAGACCCCAAAGAUAGUUGAUAAAUUGUUGGAUAUAAACGUGGCAAAGGUAUAUUGCGGUGAGCAAUUUUCUGCAGCUUUGACUGCAUAUGGUGAAGUUUAUACUUGGGGACAAGGAAAAGCUUAUCGAUUGGGACAUGGAAAUGAAGAACACAUUAGAUAUCCAAAAGUGAUUGAAACAUUGAAAACGAAAAAGGUAAAAGAAUUAUGCAUAGGAAAUUUGUAUGUAUUGGCGUUGACGGAAGAUCAGUUGGUAUACGGAUGGGGUAGAAACGAUUAUGGUCAAAUUGAUCCAGCAUUAGGCACCGUUGUGCCUGAACCGACUCUUUGUCCGACAUUGUCUGGAAAGAACGUGAUCGGUUUAGCUUGUGGACCAACACAAAGUUUUGCAUUGUGUACAUCAGCGUGGUCGAUUGCGAAUAGGGUAGCUUUUGUCGUAGAUAUUUGCGAGGAGACCUUUCGAUUAUUGGAUACAUUGCUAAAUAAGGCAUGCGAAGGAUUACCAGGCACUCGGCCACCUACCCAGGAUCGUGAGUGUUUAGCAGUUGCCACAUUAAAUUUGAUUCGAUUACAACUACAUACCAUGAUAACUCACAAUAUCGACGGCAAAUCAGUUGGAUUAGCCAAUACUCCGUUAUUAAACUCUUUGAAGCAGCGAUGUGUUAUGCUUGCAAGCAACUCCGGUAUUCUAGUGACUAUUCAAGAAGCAGCCCAAGCUGUUUUACAAACUGGCUGGAGCAUUUUAUUGCCUACAGCAAAUGAACGUGCAAAAACAUUAUCAAAUUUCUUGUCGAAAGCAAAUUGUGGUAAUUUCGAACAAAUACACACUAACAACGGUCAACAAUUUAUGGCAGAUUUGCUAGUUUCUAGCUUAAUGGCAGAUGGUGGUCUGGAAUUAGCGUUAAAGACUGCGGUAAAAGCAGAAAUGAGCGAACUCGCUGAUGAGAAGGAAUUUCUCGUGAACAACAACGCGAAUAAAUCAACUGAUACGAAACAGACAAAAGAAUUAAAUUCAGAGAAAAAUAACACGAGUAUAUCAUUACUGCAAUUAGUGAAACAGUUGAUUAAGAACGGCACCUAUAUUACACAAUCCAGAUUACUGGUUUCUCAGCAGUUACUUCGCAAUUAUGAGGAGCCGCGAAGAAACGACAAUUCUCCAAGUUUAAAUCUUCUUCUAAAAUUUCAACGAUUACUAAUUGCUCAAGUAUACGAGUGUAUCAAUGAUAUUGGAACGAAAAAGUUACGCGAUCAGGAAAUGCUUGGAGCAGAGUCGCUUCUGAAGAAAUAUCUCUCGCAGAUCUGUGUUCACGUAACCGAUAUUAUGUCAUUUGCGGCCGAGUUAGCUAAUACCAGUAUUAAGCAGUUCGCAUUCGUUAGUACUAUUCUAAAAAGUGACGUGAUUAAUGUUUUGUUACCUGAACUUGUCACUUGCCUUAUUUUGUUGCAACUCGACUAUCCAUUAUUAUUGCUUAAUAUGAAUUGGAUGGAGAUAAUAACACCAAUGUUGGACGCGCUCGAUCGAUUUAACAAAUUAGUACCAACAAUUGAGAGAAACGAGACAGAUGAUCUGUCUUGGCCAGGCAUUAUAGCUCCACAACAUAGCAAUAAAAUGUCAAUUUCAGAUGAGCCUUCGGCUAUUCGUUGGGCUGAUUUGGAAAAUCACAAUCGCGAUGGUGGCCUUUGGGUCGUAGUGAAUAAUAACGUGUACGAUGUUCAAGAUGUUCGACUUGAUGGAAGAUCAAACUCACUGGAAGGUCCUCAGCGAACUGUUACUGGUUGGGAAGGAUCUGGUGCUGAGAUGAACAUCAUGCGUGGUCAACUACCACGAAAUAUAAUGGACUCUUAUUUUGUUGGUCAUUAUUGUAAUUCCGAGCCGGAGAAUACUGAGAUUACGAUUGACGUAAUGGAUGUAUGUUCCUGUUUGCUUGACACAGAAAGAGCUUUAGGUUUUCUUUUAGGUUUACAUGCUCAUCGAAUGCGGCAGAGCUUACCGUUACAAACUGCUGAAGAGGAAGCCGGUCGUUGGUUAAAUGCAAAUUUUUUUAGAGGUGGAUUGCAAGUUUUACAACCGCCGAAUCCUUACGAAGAGGAGAAAGGAGAAGCUAGGAGUAAUACAUCAACGGCCGCAAAUUCACCGACUGAACCUCCGCUUCCUAUUCGUACUAAAAAUGAGUUACAAAAAGAACGACGAGAGGACGAUCGAGUUACGGCGUUCAUCUAUGCCCUUGCCGAGACUCACAGAACGGAUGCACAGGUUCAUUCUUUUUUAACAAUAGUCGACAAAUAUUCAAAAGCGAACAAUCUUUUAGCGCAUACUGAGUUUUGCGGUGAUGAUCCAGUUGAAGAAGUUAGUCGACUUUUAAUGGCGGUUAUAAUAAAGCAUCUUGCUUUAGGCUAUCAGGCAAUAAAUCUGAUAGAUCAUCAAGAAACAGGAAAUGAAAAUGGCCCAAAACUCACGAAGCAAUUGGCUGAAGUGAUUAGAGCGAUUCAUCAAACUAAAUGGAAUUUAAUUAGAAUUAGGCAACAGCAGAACAGAAGUUACAAGGAGGUAUGUGCUCCUGCACAAGAGAAAUGUAGAUUUCUUUUGCAUGAGGUAAGAUCCGCGACUAGUUAUGAAAUCAAAGGAUUACAAGAUUUGAAAUUGUUGUACAAUAUGGCAAAGUUUCGGAAAACCGUUAAAAUGGUGAUCAGAGAUAUUCGAAGAAAUAGGGAUUCACCGAGUAAACCAGAAGACAUAUUGAACGCAUCGAUACAGAAUGCGAAAUUGAAGAAUAAAUUCGAUGAAGAAACGUCGGUAACGCCAAUAGCAACGAUAACGGCAACGGCGUCAACGGUAAUAACAUCAACAGUGAUGACGAUAGUGACAACAAGCACGACCACGCCCACAUCGACGUCAAUGACCACGAUGUCAAUGACCACGACAACGACGAUGGCGACGACGACAACAACAAUGCCAAUGCCGACGUCGACGCCAAAGCAGAUGCAUAUGCCAAAACUAACACGGACGUCAACGACAAUGCCGACACCGACAUCGACACCGACACCGACACCGACGCUAACGCCGACGCCGACGCCGACAACGAUUACGAUGAAUAUAUCAACACCGACGCAGAUGUUAACUACAAUCUCGACUACGACACCAAUUUCGGCACAAAAAGAAGUAAACAGCAAACACUCAUUAAAUUCGUCGAGAUUGGAGAAUUUAUCAGGUACUAAAAAAACAUUUGCUAGGGUUACUGAAAAAAUAAAACACAAAACUUUGAGUAUCGAUUCGAGUGAGCUGAUGGCCAAUAUCAUAAAUUUUGUGAUUACUGAGGACGAAGGAGACGUCGAAACUCUACGUCGAGCAAUGUAUUGUCAGAUGCAGCGUGCAAAGUUGCGCGAACAAGGAAUCCUUAUGAUGCAACACUUGCUUAAGAAAGAUUAUUUAAUAACAUCAGUGAAGUAUUCGUUAUUAAACGGUUGGCUUGGUUUGUCUCAUGAAAAUAAAUCUUUAGCUGAUGGAAUAACGCAUUGUCUUGAAAAAAUUCAAUCAGUAACUCCAUAUCAAAAGUCAAAGAUUAUUUUGGCUGAAUCGGAGGUAACUUCUUGGGCGGUACAGGCUUUACGAACGCACGUUAUUCAAGCAGAAUUACCGAACAAGCCAAAGGUUAACGAUAAAAGUAGUUUGAAUCAAGGGACAUAUACUUGGUUACGGAAGUUGCCUAGAGCAAGGUUCUUACUGACAAUAUUGGGUAUGUUAACUAAUUAUCAGCAUGCGAAUGAGAUUGGUUUAUUAAUCAAUUCUGGCUGCGUAUCGAGUAUUUUAACAUUGCUUAGGCAAAUAGGACCAUCGACGUCUAUAGAUACGGAUGUUGUUACGGAUAUGGACGUGGAUGCAAAACCAAAGGAUGCUCCAGUGAUGGUCAUAUAUGAGGACAGCCUAGAGAAAAGUAAACCACAGAGUGUUCAAUUAACCGGUGUCGAAUUGGCAGCUUUGAUGAAAAUUGGUACAAGGGUAGUACGCGGCGUUGAUUGGAAAUGGGGUGAUCAAGAUGGUCCUCCACCGGGCGAAGGACGAGUAAUCGGGGAACUUGGCGAAGAUGGAUGGAUUCGUGUGCAAUGGGACAACGGCACUGCCAAUUCGUAUCGCAUGGGCAAGGAAGGAAAGUAUGAUUUAAAGCUGGCUGAACCACCAACACCGCCCGAGACCGAUAGCGACAUUGAUUCAGCGCCGCAGGAUCUGGCUAAAGUCGAUGUUGAAAAUAAUCUCAUGGAUGUCCAUCCAACUACUUGUCUAAAAUCUGCUUCUGUUACUGUGCUCCGCAUUCUCCUACUUUGUUGUGGCAUUGAGGCUGAUAGAGUGAUCCCAUCCGCCAUAAAGAUACUCGCUUCUGUGUUACGUGGUAUCAUAUCCUCUGCGUACAAGCCUGACUUUAACACACACUCGCAACUCGCGAAGGAGCAUCAUAAAACUUGGGCAACUCUCGGCUUAUUAAGAGCGAUUGCCAAGUCUACGGAACUUUGUAAAUCUUUGAGCACGAAGCCGUGGAUCGAUUUUCUCUUGAACAUAAUAGCCGAACAAAGGAAUCCAGAUUUGGAGAAACAGAUCAUGGCAGUACGUUUACUCAUCGCCGUUCUUCCCUCUUGGUCAGCCGACAGUCCUAGCCAGAUACCACUUCUUGAAAAAAUCUUUCGUAUAUUGGGGCACAUUGCACUUAGUUGCGAUUUGGGUAUUAUCUCUGAACUCUAUUCGAAUAAAUGUCGCGUCUCAUUGACCGCUUCUCACAGUUCCACUGUGGUUGAAGAACUUGUUUCGUUGAUUAGAUAUCUACAUUCUCUUUCAAAAUGGAAUGCGUCUUUGAAUGUUUUCCUCACCUCAAAAUUAUCACUUGCCUCUGAUUUAUUAAGUGAUGGCCCGUUAUUUCAUAUACAAUUAAAUGAGAAUGGUGGAGAAAACAGCGUAAACAUACAAGAUACGGUGAUGGCGGCUCUUAUCGUCAUUGGAGGACUUGAUGAUAGGCCAAGGAUUGGUGGUCUGGUUGACGUCGAUGGGCAGGUCGGGACUAUAUGCAAAUUUACCAAACACUCGAAGGUUAUCGUACAGAUACAUAACGAUCAUAACAUUGAUACACGUAAGAAAGUUCCAUUUUUUGGGGUGAGACGGCUUUCCGAGAAGUUUCGUUUAGAUCGAAUGCCACUGCCCGACUCUUUUAUCUCCAUUUGGGCAAAUUUAUUACUAGGCCAUCGAGGAAUGGACAAAAGACCGAACGGUAUGCCGAUAAUAGCUGGCUUGGUAAACGCAUCUAUUCUACGGAAUCAGCAGCAACAACUCGCUGCAUUGAAUGCUGGAAAGACUAUGUUAGAUUAUCAAACGAAGUUACGAAAGAUACUGAAAUACGUGAUUAACAGCACUAGCGGCGGCAACAACAACAAUAAUAAUAAUAACAAUAACAACAAUCAUAAUCACAAUCACAAUAAUAACAACAAUAACCAUUAUCACAAUCAUCACCACCGGCAUUAUCAUCACUAUUACCACAACGAUGAACAUAUUGAUGAGGAAAGCGUCUGUGAAGUUGAUGACCAAAAAUGGAACAAGGAGGUAGUUAAAUGUGCUGUUACAGUUGACCAUACUGACGGUGAUAACGACGAGAAUAAUGAUAACAACGAUGACGAUGAGGAGAAUGACGAAGAUGACCAUGAUAAUCUCCGAGCUAGUGUAGUCGACAGUGCCAGAAAUAAUGGUAACAAUAGUAGUAACAAGAAUAAGAACAACAAUAACAAUGACAAGUUAGAAAAUCGUGGUGGCGGUAUUCGAAAUCACGAAUGUGUCGACGGUAACGUCAUCAACAUAGAUAUCGAUAGUGAAGAUAAUUACGAGGAUGGUACUAAUAGCAACGCCGAUGGUAGAGAUAAUUGUCGCAGCAGACGAACAACUUUAUUCCAAGAGAUGCUUGUACGAGCUACAAGACCGCAACCAUUGAAACCUAUAUUCAAACGUAAGGAAUUAGAAGAAGCUGCGCUAGCAGUUUCUCAAUAUUUAGCCUCUGAACUGAGACACUCUCCGAUUCGAGGGACAACGACGAUGAUGACAGGAAUAGCGUCAGUAUCAGCCUCUGUGUCUGCGUCAGCAUUAGUAUCAGCAUCAGCAUCAGCAUCAGCAUCGGCAUCGGCAUCGGCAUCGGCAUCGGCAUCGGCAUCAGCAUCAGCAUCAGUAUCGGCAUCGGCAUCAGCGUCAGCGUCGGGAUCUGCGUCAGCAGCAGCUGUAGUAACAGCCGUAGGUCCAUUCUCGGAACCUGAUUCCCCAGCAUCCGAUUGUUCUUUAAUAUCAUUAACAUCUAGUCAGAGGAAACAUUGCAAAAGCAGCGGAAGGAAAAGCCCUUCGCCAAUGAGUCCCCUAGUCGCACAGUUAACGGAAAUGGGUUUUCCAAAGAAAAGCGUGGAAUUUGCGAUCAAAAGUCUAAGCACGGCCGUUGGUUUUCUCACAGCAGAAAAUGUCGUUGCUUGGCUUCUUGAAAAUUCGGAUGCUGCAUUGAGUGACAGCGAAACAUUAUCGAGCGUUUAUGGAUUAUCGGAUCCCGAGGACUCGACGAGCGAAAAUAUUGAUGAAUCUCCGUCGACACACGAUGCUGUUCCCUCUUCAAUGAUACCACCAAAUUACAUGAAACGUUCUGAUUUUUUAUCAGUUGAUGAAUACGCGAUCUACGUGAGGGACAAUCUAAUACCGGGUAUGCUUGUACGAUGUUGUAAAAGUUACGAAGAAGUGGAAUACGGGGAUGUUGGUCAGGUGAUAAAAAUUGAUUCCGAAGGUUUAUAUGAUUUGAACGUUCAAGUCGCGUGGCAACGUAAAGGUGGUACAUAUUGGGUAAGAUUCAUUAACAUUGAACUUCUUGGUCAUCCGCCAACAAUACCAGGACCAGCCACGCUGAAAAUUGGCGACAAAGUUAGAGUGAAAGCGUCAGUGACCGUACCCAAGUAUAAAUGGGGCUUGGUAAACCAUCAAAGUGUUGGAAUGGUUAAAGCUAUAAUAAACAAUGGGAAAGAUGUGUCAGUCGAUUUUCCGCAGCAAAGCGGUUGGACUGGCUGUGCGAUGGAAAUGGAACGAGUGCCUUCCUGUCACCAUUCGGUCUCGUGUAAUUCUUGUCACCUGUUACCGAUAUCCGGUCCUCGUUUCAAAUGUAAGUAUUGUGAGAGUUACAAUCUUUGCGAAAAUUGUUUUUACACGAAGCGGUGUCAUCGGCACGGGUUCAAUCGAAUCGCGGAGCCUGGUUCGGCAGCUGUAUACGCUGGCAAGCCGGGAAGGUAUCACAGGCAAGAUUACACGGAAUCAUCCUUGAUCGAUGACUGGUCAAAAUGCAUACGAACAUUGAGCGUUUCUUCGCGAGAGAGAUGGGCAACACGGCUGGUCGAUGGAUCUGGUCUUUAUUGGCAAAGUUACGGUUAUCAGGGAAAGCACUGGAUUCGUCUAGAAAUAUUGCCAGGUAUACUAGUGCAUUCUCUAAAAAUAAUGGUGAAUCCACAAGAUAGUAGUUACAUGCCAUCGUUAAUAGCGGUAAAUGUUGGCGAAUCGUUCAAUGGUUUGGUAGAACUGGCAACGAUUAGCGUACGACAUACCGACACGUGUGUUCUUUUACUCCAAGAUAUGAAGGAAUAUUAUCCAUGUAUCGAAAUAGCGAUAAAACAAUGCCAAAACGGAGGGAUAGAUUGCAAAAUACGAGGUCUCCAAAUAAUCGGCAAAAGAAAAGUAUUCGAGAAUCAACUAGCAACAUCCAUUUCGUUUCUAGCAUCAGACUGGGAGAUAGUUCAGGAACAAAUGAACUCACAGCGCGGCUUAGAACCGCCACCACAGCAUUCGGCCGUAUACGUUUGGGGAUUGAACGAUAAAGAUCAACUCGGUGGGCUAAAAGGAUCAAAAAUUAAACUACCAGUUUACAGUGAAGUUCUCUCGAAAUUGAAACCUGUUCACAUAGCCGGUGGCAGUAAAACUUUAUUCGUGGUAAGUCAGGAAGGGAAACUGUACGCUUGUGGAGAAGGCACGAAUGGUAGACUUGGACUCGGAGACGAUAGCAAUGUAUGCGAGCCAAAGUCUAUCCCGUUCUUGAAUCAAUACGUGAUCAAAAAAGUGGCUGUACACUCGGGUGGAAAGCAUGCGUUGGCUCUCACUCGGGAUGGUAAGGUUUUCUCUUGGGGCGAAGGUGAAGACGGUAAACUGGGUCACGGGAAUUCCGUCUCUUUGGAUAAACCAAGAUUGAUCGAAUCAUUAAAGUCGAAGAGAGUACGAGACAUAGCAUGCGGAUCCGGUCACUCAGCUGCCAUAACCAGCAGCGGAGAAUUGUACACAUGGGGACUAGGCGAGUACGGAAGAUUGGGCCACGGCAACACUGCGUCGCAAUCAAAACCAAAAUUGGUGCAAUCUCUAGUUGGUCAGCGUGUGAUACAGGUUGCAUGCGGUAGUAGGGAUGCACAAACAAUGGCACUGACAGCUGACGGAUCGGUUUACUCUUGGGGUGAUGGAGAUUUUGGUAAACUCGGCCGAGGAGGUAGCGACGGUUGUUAUACACCCCUCCUAGUCGAUCGAUUAAACGGUUUAGGAGUUGUACAGAUCGAAUGCGGUGCUCAGUUUUCCCUUGCAUUAACUAAAUACGGUGAAGUAUGGACCUGGGGUAAAGGUGAUUAUUUUCGGCUUGGUCACGGUAACGAUCAUCACGUUCGAAAGCCAAUGCUGGUGGAAGGACUUCGUGGUAAAAAGGUGAUACAUGUAGCUGUUGGUGCUCUUCAUUGCUUGGCGGUAACAGAUACCGGACAAGUAUACGCAUGGGGUGAUAAUGACCAUGGUCAACAGGGAAACAGUACAACAAUCGUUAACAAAAAACCAUCCUUGGUACAUGAACUUGACGAUAUGAGAGUAAAUCGGGUGUCGUGCGGUUCUAGUCACAGUAUCGCUUGGGUCUUAACCGAUCAACCGGCAACCAACAAUCAAGAACCUGUUACAUUUCCAACUGCGAAAGAUCCACUCGGUCAAACGUCACUUAGAUUCAAAAGUAGCACCAUCAGCAGCACGGAAAAAGAUUUGAGCAUCUACCCGACUUCCUCUUAUUCGAAAACAUCUACCAUGCUACCUGCAAACAGUAGCGACACUGUUAGUACAGGUGACACAAUUAUUAGCAAUUCCAUCCCUUCCUCUGGUAACAGACCUUCCCUUUCGAGUAUUAUUCUAUCUUUGGACUGUAACGUAGCGAAGCAACAAGCAUUGCAGCAUGUAAUAAAUGCCCUUCGUAUAAUACAAGCUCGAAUCAUUGUUGUUACGGCAUUACAAAGUCACUCGAUGUUAAAGGCGGUUGGCAAUGGUGGUGUCGGUGUCCGCGUCGGUAUUGGCAAUGGUAAUAGCUUUUUGAUGACAGAAACGAUAGUGCCGGACGGAACAGUUGCCGGAUCAAGUGCCACUGGAGGAGGGCAUACUCAUGUUUAUCAGAAUGUGGGAGAUAGCGCACAGGGUGGUGGAGAAGCACCAGCGAAUGCGGCAGAACUCGUUAAUCUAGUGAACAAUAGUCCACGGACAAGUCCUGAAUCUGAGGAUUAUCCAUUAACCACAGUUUUUCCUUCGAUGUCCAGUUCAGCUAGUUUGUCCUCACGCGCUUCAAAAAUGUCGAGCAGCGCAAUGAGCGUGAUCGCGGCGACUCUCACCUCUAAUGCGCAAAUAGUCGGCGAAGGAAUCUCCGCAGAUCCGAUCUUGGACGAUUUUACAUGCACGUUAACUGAGGAUGAUGCCAGAAUGCUGGUUGAUCUAUUGAAAUUAGCCGUUGCCAAUCGAAUAUGCAAAGGAGCCAAAGAAACGAUAUCUUCAAUAUUGAUUGCGUUAGCAAAAAUAAAUCGUUCGAUCCGUAGCAUGAUAUUGGAGCUUUGUAUCACAGAAUUGGAAGACACAGUUGCGAAUUCAAGCAACAGAAAUAAUGUGCCGCAGCCUGUUGUACAAGAAAGUCCACAUCCGUACAUUGACGGUACCACGUUGACCGGUAACGUGAAGAUUCCCGGUGCAGAAGCUCUUAGAGUUGAAUUUGAUCGGCGUUGUUCCACCGAGAGACGUCAUGAUCCUCUUACCAUUAUGGAUGGUAAUAAUCGAGUACUAGCUGUGAAGUCAGGUAGAGAAUGGAGCGAAUGGGCUGGCGAGAUUCGAAUUUCGGGCGACGAGCUUAGAUGGAGAUUUUCUUCGGAUGGAUCGGUGAAUGGUUGGGGAUGGCGAUUUACCGUGUAUCCUGUACUUGCAAGUCUUGCACCACAUGAACUAGUUUCAGAUAGAGCAGUCCUAUCCCAACCGGCUAUUGCGCUUGCUGAAUCUCUUCUGGACAAUAUUCUGAUCACCUUAGACAGAAGUGUCGCGACACGAUUAGCCGCUACCUUGGCUCAAUGCAGUCAGCUGAGCGUGUUAUCUGCUCAGCAACGAAUGUGGGCAUUGAAGAAAUUGCAAGUCGUCUACACCAGCGGUCCAGGUAUACGCCCAGAAGUCGCACUCUCUUCGCUUCUCGGCUCAUUACCUCAAGCGUUACUCAAACAGUAUACUUAUGAAGAUCCUUUAGUUCGCGGUGGGAAACAAUUGAUGCAUAGUGACUUCUUCAAAGUACUUGUCGCGCUUGCAUGUGACCUCGAAUUGGAUGGAAUGCAAUGCUGCUCGGAAAUUCAUAAAUGGUCUUGGUUUCGAAGGUACUGUCUUUCUGCUCGGGUUGCUAAGUCUCUUGUAAAUCGAACCCAGCUGCCAAAGCCGUUUUGUCUCGAAGUUACUAAACGGAUUAACGAGAUGAUUACGGAUGAAGAGGGAAACACAAAGGAUCAUGAAAAUCACGGGUUAUUCAAGCAGGAGCAUGACGAACAAUUAUUACAAUGGUUGAACCGUAGGCCAGAAGAUUGGACGUUAUCGUGGGACGGUUCUGGCGCAAUUUAUGGUUGGGGUCACAAUCAUCGCGGCCAAUUGGGUGGACUCGAAGGAGCAAAGGUGAAAUUACCUGUUCUCUGUGAGAGUUUAUCCGCUCUUCGACCUGUUCAACUUACUGGUGGAGAGCAAACUUUAUUCGCGGUCACUGCCGAUGGAAAAGUCUAUGCAACCGGUUAUGGCGCCGUUGGGCGUUUAGGAAUCGGAGGAACGGAUUCCGUUAUGGUACCGACUCUAUUGGAAUCAAUUCAGCAUGUGUUUGUUAAGAAAGUAGCUGUUAAUUCAGGAGGUAAACACUGUCUUGCUCUAAGUUCAGAAGGACAUGUCUACUCUUGGGGAGAAGGUGAUGAUGGAAAAUUAGGACAUGGAAAUAGAUUGUCGUACGAUCGACCGAAAUUGAUCGAAGAGUUGUUGGGUACAGAGAUUGCUGACAUAGCUUGCGGUGGUCAUCAUAGUGCAGCGAUUACAAGUGCCGGUUGGCUUUAUACUUGGGGAAAAGGUCGAUAUGGAAGACUAGGUCAUAGCGAUAGCGAAGAUCAAUUGAUGCCCAAAUUAGUCGAAGCUUUACAAGAUUACAAGGUUAUUGACGUAGCGUGUGGAAGCGGUGAUGCGCAAACCCUUUGCGUUACCGAUGAUGAUAAUGUUUGGAGUUGGGGUGAUGGAGAUUACGGAAAAUUAGGCAGGGGAGGUAGCGAUGGCUGUAAAAUUCCGAUGAAGAUCGAAUCUCUCGCAGGUCUUGGUGUCAUUAAAGUUGAAUGUGGCAGUCAGUUUUCCGUAGCUUUAACAAGAUCAGGAGCAAUAUAUACAUGGGGUAAAGGAGAUUACCAUCGUCUCGGUCAUGGUACAGAUGAUCAUGUGCGAAGACCGCGUAAGGUAGCAGCUCUUCAGGGAAAGAAAAUCAUUUCUAUAGCGACAGGUUCGUUGCAUUGUGUAGCUUGCACUGAUAAGGGAGAAGUUUUUACUUGGGGAGACAAUGAUGAAGGCCAGUUAGGUGAUGGAACAACAAACGCACUUCAGAGACCAAGAUUGGUUCAGGCGUUACAGGGUAAAAAGAUAACACGCGUUGCUUGUGGUAGCGCUCAUACUUUAGCAUGGAGUACCAUGAAAGCUACUCAAAGUAGAAUGCCUGCUACUACACCAAUGGAGUAUGAUUUGGUAAAGGAUCUUCCCUUUCCUGUGUUACAUAACCGACUUGUACUUCUUCAUCAUUUUGCCGAAUUACUUUGUCCAUGUUUGCCAAUGUUUCCAAUCAGCGGUUCCGUCAGCUUAAGUAAAUUGGCACCUAUGUUAGUAUACAGCAUCAAAGAAGCAACAUUUCGUAAAGUAGUUCAAGCAACGAUGGUCAGAGAUCGGCAACACGGUCCAGUAAUAGAGUUGAAUCGAAUACAAGUAAAACGAGCUAGAAGCAAGGGUGGAUUGGCUGGACCAGAUGGAAUUAAAUCUGUUUUCGGUCAAAUGGUUUCGAAGAUGUCUUUGUUAACACAAGAUGUUCUCUUCUUUCCUCAUAGGGUCUGGAAAGUAAAAUUUAUCGGAGAGAGUGUAGACGAUUGCGGUGGCGGAUAUAGCGAAAGUAUAGCAGAAAUGUGCGACGAAUUACAAAAUGGUUCUUUACCACUGCUUAUACCGACGCCAAAUGGUCGAGAUGAUAGCGGUACUAACAGAGAUUGUUUUCUUCUAAAUCCAACAGCCGAUUCGCUGUUACAUAUGAACAUGUUUCGAUUUCUUGGAAUUUUAAUGGGUAUAGCGAUAAGAACUGGUAGCCCAUUAAGUUUAAAUUUGGCAGAACCUGUAUGGAAACAGCUCGCAGGUACAUCAUUAACAUCUGCGGAUCUGACCGAAGUUGAUAGAGAUUAUGUCCCCGGAUUAUUAUGUAUUCGAGACAUGGAUCCUGACGAAAAGGUAUUUCAAACUCUUGAAAUGCCAUUUUCCACACCGUCAGCUGUAGGACAUGACAUACCCUUGUCCAGCAGAUAUCGUAAAAUUACACCAGAAAAUAAACAUGAAUAUGUCCAGUUAGCAUUGAAUUAUAGAUUACACGAGUUUGAUACUCAGAUAGCUGCUGUUCGAGAAGGCAUGUCGAAAGUUAUACCUGUACCCUUCCUUGCAUUAUUCAGUGGGCCUGAGCUAGAAACAAUGGUUUGUGGCAGUCCAGAUAUACCACUUACUUUAUUGAAAUCAGUUGCAACUUACAGAGGUAUCGAAGUGACUGCACCUCUGAUACAAUGGUUCUGGGAGGUAAUGGAAGAAUUUUCUAAUCAAGAGAGAUCCUUAUUUCUACGAUUCGUUUGGGGUAGGACUCGUUUACCACGCACUAUCGCCGACUUUCGAGGAAGAGAUUUUGUCUUACAAGUAAUGGACAAAUAUAACCCACCGGAUCAUUUUCUUCCUGAGAGUUAUACAUGCUUUUUCCUUUUAAAAAUGCCAAGAUAUUCGUGCAAACCAGUAUUACGACAAAAAUUAAAAUAUGCAAUACAUUUUUGUAAAAGUAUUGACACAGACGAAUAUGCUAGAGUACAAGCUGCAACUAAUUCAGACACCGAAGAAAUAGAUAGUCUCGCUAGUGAAGAGUAUAUAUCGCUUUAAUGAAGUUAAUUUUACAAUUUUUUUCCUUGCAAUUAACUGAAACCUCUUCAAUUCCUAAUCAACUCUCUCCUAAUCAACGAA
Messenger RNA from Eufriesea mexicana, 15519 nucleotides. RefSeq names its product E3 ubiquitin-protein ligase HERC2 (gene HERC2). Gene Ontology annotation, molecular function: zinc ion binding; ubiquitin-protein transferase activity. Gene Ontology annotation, biological process: protein ubiquitination. The transcript is spliced from 13 exons. The coding region runs from base 1 to 15438 and encodes 5145 amino acids. The record is from RefSeq and is a predicted model, not a curated record. NCBI's taxonomy places the organism in Eukaryota, Metazoa, Arthropoda, Insecta, Hymenoptera, Apidae.